Molecule: messenger RNA, 707 nt
Organism: Chondrus crispus (carragheen)
Lineage: Eukaryota; Rhodophyta; Florideophyceae; Gigartinales; Gigartinaceae
Exons: 6
Coding region: 16-387 (123 amino acids)
Source: RefSeq, a predicted model, not a curated record
UUCAUUAUGCCCAAGAUGUCGCUGACCGAUAAGGCCGUCAUGGCGACGCUGGCUGUAUCUGGCGUGGGCGUCGCGAUGAGCGCUGCCGUCGUGCGUCUGCGCGAAGCGCGCGACUGGGAGGCAACGGAGGAGAAGGAGGAGUCGACCGUGUCCACCGCCACCUGCGAUCAGCUGUGGGUCAAGGUGCGCCACCUGUUGGGGGGGAAGAGCGAGCUGCUCGAUGCGUGGGCCGAUCACUACGUGGGCAGCAGGAACAUACUGGAGAAGAGCUUCAGGAUUUUCGGACAGAUGUUUGUGGCACCGGUCGCUUUGGUGGUCUUAGACGCUUUGUAUGAACGGUAUUUCGACGGGCAGAUGCCGUGCCUCAAGGCUCUUGCGUUUCGGUAGGAAGGCAGAUGCGUUCAAUUGCGCGCAGGAUCAGCUCGUGUGGUGGAGAGGAACUGCACGCGAUGGGUCCCGCAGCGUGAGGAUCCUCUCCAACAUAUGUGUGUCUCCAUCACACGACGUGUGCCGUGAUCUGGUCCAGGCCUCUUACGGUAUGUUCGCAAUGAGCACUCUAUAAGAGGCCGUGUGAUACUGAAGUCUAAAAGUUGUGUUGGUGCGCUUGUGGAUUGACCAGAGGUCUCUGGAUGCCUGAUAGGGAUUGAUGAGCAGGAUGGUGAUUCAUCCUCUUGCGGACAUUAAUAAAACCCCUCUCAAAAUUUCUA